Penicillium brevicompactum is the source of this 1560-nucleotide messenger RNA. Its product is annotated as MFS transporter. Gene Ontology annotation, molecular function: transmembrane transporter activity. The record is from RefSeq and is a predicted model, not a curated record. The transcript is spliced from 5 exons. Lineage: Eukaryota; Fungi; Ascomycota; Eurotiomycetes; Eurotiales; Aspergillaceae. Gene Ontology annotation, biological process: transmembrane transport. Bases 1 to 1560 code for a protein of 519 amino acids.
AUGGAGCGUGAAAUUCCUCAAAAGGGAGACGAAGUGGAUGCAUUUCCCACUGCAAGACACUUGAGUCUUGUACCUCCUCAAGCUCAAACACAUGAAAAUGGAAUUGAUUAUGUUGUCGAUGCAGAGAAAGCUUCAGGCAGCCACGGAAAACUAGCAAAAGAUGGCCACACACUGCUCAUCCCGCAGCCAAGCUCGGAUCCCAAAGAUCCUUUGAAUUGGUCGUCAUUCAAGAAGCACCUCAUUCUUCUUAUUGUAUCAUGGGCUUCUUUGCUAGCGGACUAUGGCUCUGCUACGGGUGCUGUCACUCUGAUCCCGCAAGCGACAGAAUGGGGCAUAAGUCCAGAUACUGUCAACCAUUCUCAGGUAGGGAAUGUUUUUAUGCUUGGAGCCGGUGGUGUUUUCGUCGUUGCUGGGUCUGCCUAUUUCGGUCGCCUUCCAAUUCUCUUUUGGUUCCUGGUCAUUGCGACUGCCACUGCCGCUUGGUGUGCUGCUGCGACAAGUUUUGAAAGUUUCAUGGCUGCGCGCAUUCUAAAUGGAUUCUUUUCUACGGUCGCUCAAGGUGGUGGAUUGAUGUUCAUCAAGGACAUGUUCUUCUUCCACGAACAAGCACGAAAGAUCAACAUUUGGGCAGCGUUUAUCAUUCUCAGCCCUUAUCUCGGUCCUCUCUUCUCAGCUUUCAUCACGUCAACACAAGAAUGGAAUGUUGCAUUUUGGCUGUUCUUCGCCAUGUGCAGUCUUGCAUUAGUGCUUUCCGCAUUGUUCGUGCCGGAGACGUACUAUAACAGAGAUUCCAAUGACAGUCCCUCAAACGGAUCACGGAUAUUGACGCUUAUCGGGGUUCAUCAGCGACGUGUCAACCUCCUCAAGCCGAACACCUUAACGGAUGCAGUUCUUCGACCAGUCAAAGUGAUUAUCAAGCUACCAAUCUUGCUCAUCUCUUUCUAUUACUUCCUUACCUUUGCGUGGGUAGUUGGUAUCAACACGACACUCUCAAUCUUCUUGACUCCGCUCUAUGAUUUCGGACCAAAACAAAUUGGAUAUUUUUACUUCACACCAAUAGUUGCCGCCCUGCUGGGUGAGCUAUGUGGUCAUUAUAUCCACGAUAUCAUCGCACGUCGCUACAUCAAAAGGCACGAUGGUCAUUUCCAACCUGAAGUCCGACUUCAAGCCGCAAUUAUAUCAUCGCCAUUCAUGAUAGCGGGAAUUGUCCUGUUAGGAUUUGCCCUACAGUACGGGUAUCACUAUAUGAUUACCGCUUUGGGGUGGGGCUUGUAUGUGUUCGGUAUCAUGAUCACCACAGUCGCUGUCAAUGCCUACGGAGUGGAUUGCUAUCCAGAAGGAAGCGGCGAGGUUGCGGCUUGGCUCAACAUGGCACGCACGACUGGGGGUUUUAUUGUGAGUUAUUUCCAGGUGAACUGGGCAGAGUCCAUGGGUGUGAAGAACAGUUUUGGUGUGCAGGCUGCUAUCAUUGCUGGUGCUUCUUUCAUACCACUAGGGCUGGUGCUUUGGGGUAGACCUCUCAGAGAACGGAGCGGAAGACUUGGAUUCAAGACAGUAUAA